Molecule: messenger RNA, 1254 nt
Organism: Acipenser ruthenus (sterlet)
Lineage: Eukaryota; Metazoa; Chordata; Actinopteri; Acipenseriformes; Acipenseridae
Product: growth hormone secretagogue receptor type 1-like
Exons: 2
Coding region: 1-1050 (349 amino acids)
Biological process (GO): G protein-coupled receptor signaling pathway
Cellular component (GO): plasma membrane
Molecular function (GO): G protein-coupled receptor activity
Source: RefSeq, a predicted model, not a curated record
AUGGAAUUUGUAUCAAACUUCAACCUGUCUGAAAACUACAGAGACUGUCUCUACCAGCCGCUCCACUUGUCCCUGUUCGAGCUCAAAACUCUAGUUCCAGUCACGGUAGUGUGUGUGGGCCUAUUCCUGCUAGGAGUGCUCGGGAACCUGGCCACCAUCUUUGUGUUUCAACAAUGCAAGGAGAUGAGGACCACCACCAACCUCUAUCUCUCUAGCAUGGCUCUUUCUGACAUCCUGAUCUUUGCUGGCCUGCCCCUUGACCUCUACCGCCUCUGGAGGUACUGCCCUUUCGUGUUUGGGGACUUCCUGUGCCGCUUCCAGUUCUAUUUGAGCGAGACUUGCACGUAUGCUACCAUUCUCCACAUAACCACCCUCAGCAUGGAACGCUACCUGGCUAUUUGCUUCCCGCUCCAGGCCAAGGUGCUGGUCACCAAGGAGAGGGUUAAGCUGGUUAUCAUGGCUCUCUGGGUAAUCUCCAUGGUAACAGCCGCCCCUGUUUUCUUUAUCUUCAAGGUGGAGAGCCAGGAAUGUAAGCUUACAGAGCAGGCUGUCCAAUCUGGUCUCUUGCAGACAAUGACCUGGGUCUCUACGCUGUAUUUCUUCCUGCCCCUGGUGUGUAUGAGCCUCCUCUAUGGGCUCAUUGGGAGGAAGCUGUGGAGGACCAAAAGGGAUAUCCAGGGUCCCAAUGCGAGGAACCGGGAGAGGUACCAUCGGCAGACCAUCAAGAUGUUGGCUCUGGUGGUGCUGGCCUUCACGCUGUGCUGGCUGCCCUUCCACGUGGGCCGUAUCCUGUUCUCAAACGCGUCCAGGAAUGACAUCGAGGCCCAGGCCCUGUUCACCACCAGCCAGUACUUCAACCUGGUCUCCAUGGUGCUCUUCUACCUCAGUGCCUCCAUCAACCCAGUCCUCUACAACCUCAUGUCAGGGCGCUACCGCAGUGCAUUGUGCCGCCUGCUGGGCAAGCCCAGGGCAUCCCUGAGGGGUCAGGGCUCCUGCUGCCAGAGCCAGGCCGCGUCCCCUGAAGGAACGGAAGUCAGCACCUGUGUGUGAGAGGGCGAUCAAAGAGCAGCACAGCUCACACCAUCCUGCAAUGUCCAUUCUCAAACCAUAUACAUAUAUGGAACGCCAUCUCAACAUGCAAGACAAUACUGUACCAUGCUACAGCAGUGCUAUACAUUGUACCCUGACAGAACCAUGCAACAGCAUGGAAGGGAGUUUCUGGGCUGUGUUUGAUGCAUUUUCUCCCCAUUAAAA